This is a messenger RNA of Silurus meridionalis, 2071 nucleotides long. It is a transcript of the gene znf488, whose product is annotated as PR domain containing 8. Gene Ontology annotation, biological process: regulation of DNA-templated transcription. Gene Ontology annotation, molecular function: protein binding. Bases 471 to 1928 code for a protein of 485 amino acids. The record is from RefSeq and is a predicted model, not a curated record. The transcript has 4 exons. Lineage: Eukaryota; Metazoa; Chordata; Actinopteri; Siluriformes; Siluridae. Gene Ontology annotation, cellular component: nucleus.
AGUUGUGAGAAACUUAAUCUUGGAUUUGCCAAUUAUGGAAAUAAAAUAAUUGUAUAGUAAUAAGUUCAGAAUGCAUGUUAUUAUUAUUAUUGUUGUACCAUAUACGAUUAUGUAUUAUUCAACUUAAAAUUGAUAUUAGUUUGUUUUGGAAGGUUUGAAUGAAAUGCGUAAAGAGCUGAAUAAUAAUUUCAUUCUGGCACUGGUGUCUGAUAUUACUCUGAGUCUCGUAGUUUCUCAGAGAUAAUUGCUUAUUUGUGCUGGAGAUCUCAGUGGUCUCUCACCUCCCCCCUCUCUAAUGAGCGCGCUGUAAAAAUGCAGAGGCGCUCAGACGAGCGGCAGCAGAUCGGACCCACACUUCAGACUCAUCACACAACCACACGCACACACAGACACACGUCUCCUCAGUGUGCUCCUCAGUGUGCUCCUCUGCUGGACCCAGAGCUGUGGAGCAUCCCGUAAUCCCUCUGACUAUGGAACAUAGUUUAAUGCGGCGCUCUUUAUGGACCAACGACAGCAAAUUUCUCCACCAUCACGUUCCCGAUUUCUUAACCAGUGUCCAGGUUACACAGGAUAUACCGGCCGGUGUGUCCUUCGGCCCUUGUGUGCUUCAUAACACCUUCUACGACACAAUAGCGUUCAUCGCGUUGAAGUCUUUCGACAGAGGAGGAAAAUCCUAUGUGUUCAGGGUAGAUCCGGAUGCAUUAAAGAGUUCUCCUUUAGUGGUUCCAUGGCUCAGAUUGGUUCAGGCUGCUGUGGACGCAGAAGAACAGAACACAGAGGCCUAUCUGAAAGGAGACCAGCUGUAUUUCCGUACUAUCCGAGAUAUUAGCCAAGAGGAGGAACUUCUCGUCUGGUACGACGAGGAACUGUCUCAUCUUUUGGGCUUUAGCGACAUUAAAACCAGGGCCCUGAUAGAAGGUUACUCUUGUAGGAAGUGCGGUCAGGCGUUCAAGCACGAAAACCCCUUUCUGGCUCAUUGUCGCUUUUUGUGCGCACAAGCCAAAACGGAGCCAUUGCGAGGAGACACCGAGCAGAAGCGACAGCGCAGUGUUACUGACUUCCACAACAUCGCGAGGGACCUGGAACAGAGAAGGUCCUCGGAGGACCGAAAAAGGAGGUACGAGGAAACUUUGAGUCCGAGAUGCAGAAAACCUGUUUUGCUGGAGAAAAAAAACCUGACCAAUCACAACACGGGUCGCGUCCAUAAAGACUUGGAGGAUGAGCACGAUUUUACAGAGGCGACCAUGAAAGUCUCCAGUUCACCAUCUUCUAAGUUAAAAAGCAUAAAGUGCAGCGCGUUUGCGGAGAUCCAGAAAGCAAAAUCUAAAACAGAGGAUAUAACAAUUGGACAAUUGGACAAAGAGGGAGAUUUGGGCUUUCAUUCCGACUCCAGUGCUUUUUUGCAUUUGAGUGCGCAUGAGGAGCAAAAGAGUGCUUUCUGCAAGCCCAGAAAACUCAGCAUCACUGAGGACCAGCAGCAUCAGAGAGCGUUUGGUCCUGUGGAUGAUGUUUCAGAGCGGGCAGCUUUAGGAUACAGAAAGAUGUUGCCUUCGCACUUGUUUCAAGGCGACCCGUGUACACAGAGAGUCUCCGCGGUUUCCCUCAGCGCACCAGGUUCUUUCCAUUACGCACCGGAAAUGUGGGGCAGGAACAUCAGCGGCCCCUUACAGCCCACCACCUCGCUCCCUCUACUUCCUCCGACCAUCAGCUCCCUGGGCGUCACGGUGCAGAACUGGUGCGCUAAGUGUAACCUCUCAUUCCGGAUGACUUCGGACUUGGUGUUUCACAUGCGCUCGCACCACAAGAAGGAGUUCGCCGCCGAGGCUCAGGGUCGGAGGAGAAGGGAGCAGAAACUUACCUGCCCCAUCUGUCACGAGUACUUCCGCGAACGUCACCAUCUCUCGCGUCACAUGACUUCACAUAACUAAACGAUGGACCUGAAUGUUCUAUUUGGUUUAGAAUGGUUUCAUGCGAAUAUUCAUUUUUUAAAUUAAAUUCAUAUAAUACUUACUUCUCUUAUUAUCAUAAAGAAAUAAGUAAGUAAAUAAAUAGGACCCAUAUUUAAAAAGUA